CCUUUGCUCGCCCGCCCGCUGCUGGGUGGGCGGCAGUCACGACAGAGAGUGUGGUCAUCCGGCUAGGUGGCCGCGGGCGCGGCGGGGACGAGAGCGCCCGCGAGGUGGGCAGGGCCCGGGGCGGGGGCGAGGCCGGAGGAGGGCACGUCGGCUCUUGGCGAGGAUGGGAGUCCCCGGCACCCGCUGUUGAGCCAGCGCUCCGCGAACCGGGCGCACUGGAGGAAGGCGAGCCUGCUGUUCCUCCGGGGGCCCAACACCGUUCCCGCGUGGCCAUCAUGAUCCCCCCGAGCGAUGCCCGCGAGGACAGCGUGGACGGGCUGCCCAAGGAGCCUGCGAGCGCACAGCAGCCACCGCCGUCUCCCGCAUCCACCAGCAGCCAGGAAUCCAAGCUCCAGAAACUAAAACGAUCACUUUCUUUCAAGACCAAGAGUUUACGCAGCAAAAGUGCCGACAACUUCUUCCAGCAAACCAACAGCGAUGUGAAGCUGCAUGCGGACGUGUUGAAUGAGGUCAGCCCCAGCUCCAGCCCACUGCCUGCUCUGGGAAGUCUCUCCUCCCCUCCCACCAGGGCAGGCCUGCACCCAAGCAGCGGAAAAGCCCAUGCCUUCCAGGAGCACAUCUUCAAGAAACCCACUUUCUGUGAUGUCUGCAACCACAUGAUCGUGGAUGACUGUCUUCAUUUUCCAAACACCAUUGUCAACUCACAAAAUUCCAGAGCCUACAAUAUACUGAACGUUCCCUCUCACCCAAGAACCAAUGCUAAGCAUGGACUACGCUGCAAAGCCUGUAAGAUGAGCAUCCACCACAAGUGCACGGAUGGCCUGGUGCCCCAGCGGUGCAUGGGCAAGCUGCCAAAGGGAUUUCGGCGUUACUACAGCUCCCCAUUGCUCAUCCAAGAGCAGUUUGGAUGCAUUAAAGAAGUUAUGCCCAUUGCCUGUGGCAAUAAGGUGGACCCUGUCUACGAGACCCUCCGCUUCGGCACCUCCCUGGCCCAGAGAAUGAAGAAGGGCAGUUCGGGCAGCGGCUCUGACUCACCCCACAGAACCUCUACUUCCGACCUCGUGGAGGUUCCUGAAGAGGCUGAUGGGCCAGCAAGCGGGUACGACCUGAGACAACGCAGCAACAGUGUGUUUACAUAUCCAGAAAACGGCACCGAUGAUUUCAGAGACCAAGCAAAGAACAUUAACCACCAGGGACCUCUCUCCAAAGACCCAUUACAGAUGAACACCUAUGUUGCCUUGUACAAGUUUGUACCACAGGAGAAUGAAGAUUUGGAAAUGAGGCCAGGAGACAUGAUUACUCUUCUAGAGGAUUCCAAUGAAGAUUGGUGGAAAGGGAAGAUUGAAAAUAGGAUUGGCUUCUUCCCAGCUAACUUUGUUCAGAGAGUACAACAAAAUGAGAAGAUUUUUAGAUGUGUCAGAACAUUCAUCGGGUGUAAGGAACAGGGGCAGAUAACUCUGAAAGAGAAUCAGAUCUGCGUGUCUUCUGAAGAUGAGCAAGAUGGCUUCGUGAGGGUCCUCAGUGGGAAGAAGAGAGGCCUUGUCCCCCUCGACGUCCUAGAAAACAUCUGAUCACUGGCCCUGCCUCCCAUGGCAGCAGGCGAGCUCUGCUGCGAUGCCCUGUGCCUCAUCUCACACUGUGUCACCCAGAGGAGCUGCCACCCUGACCCAGCCCCGCAGGAAACACAGAGACAAGACUGGAGGAUCUGAGACCGUGGGGUAACAGGUUGCUUGAUGUGGGGACGAGGCUGAGCCAGCCUGUGGUAGAGCUGAGUGCUGCGCUUGCACUGUAACACUCAAGUCCUGCCCUUGUGGUAUGGCCCAUAGCUUACCAAGGUGUGGCCCAGGGUGGAGUUCAGGUCCAUGUAAGGCAGUGUUAUUCUGGUUCCAGACCUUUGUCCCCUGUCUGGGCUAAUCAGCAGCAUCACAUCUCACUCAGACCCCAAACUGUCUCUGCACAGAAUGUCAGGAAGACCUACUUCCAACCACCCCUGCCCCUGGAACUACACUGCCCUCUCCCAGGCCUCCCACUUUGUGACUGUGCUGUACGGAGUAGCCAGCUUCUGUCUUGGUCUUCAGUCCUGUUGUGUUGCACACGUGAGGGCUGACUGACACAGCACCAAAGAUCUGCCCAGGCCCCAAAUGUGUGGGCAAGUUGUCCUUCCUGCUGCUCAGCUCAUCCACGGGGGGGCAGGGGAGACCGAGGAAU
Messenger RNA from Ochotona princeps (American pika), 2208 nucleotides. It is a transcript of the gene STAC, whose product is annotated as SH3 and cysteine rich domain. The record is from RefSeq and is a predicted model, not a curated record. Gene Ontology annotation, biological process: skeletal muscle contraction; positive regulation of protein localization to plasma membrane; positive regulation of voltage-gated calcium channel activity. Gene Ontology annotation, molecular function: transmembrane transporter binding. Bases 276 to 1571 code for a protein of 431 amino acids. Gene Ontology annotation, cellular component: extrinsic component of cytoplasmic side of plasma membrane. The transcript is spliced from 12 exons. Lineage: Eukaryota; Metazoa; Chordata; Mammalia; Lagomorpha; Ochotonidae.